CGUCUAUGUGCCCAGCUUUUCAACUCAAUACGUAUGAAACCCAAGACCAAACAUUAUUUUGUCACACUUUGAUUAAGUCAUCCUACAGAACCUAUUCCAAACAUCUAGUUUGACUAUUCCAAGUGUACACCUAUUACCCCUUUAUUUCCUGCAUUACCACUAUUCAUAGACGUAGUAGAACAACUGAAUCCUGCAUAAACAUAUUUCAAUGGAUAUUCUUUCAUCAUUGAUCUUUGUUGCAUGUGUACUUCUUAUCCCUUCUCUCAAAGUUUUCAUAGCAGCUGAUACUAUUCGUUUGUCCCAGUCCAUCAGUGAUGGCAUGACCUUGGUUUCCAAAGGUGAAACAUUUGAACUUGGUUUCUUCAGUCCUGAGAACUCAAAGAAUCGUUAUCUUGGAAUUUGGUACAAGAACAUCACACAGACAGUUGUUUGGGUUGCAAAUGGGGCCUUGAAUGACUCGUCAGGCAUCUUAACAGUGAACAGCACAGGAAACCUUGUUCUCAGACAGCACGACAAGGUUGUGUGGUACACAACAACACCAGAAAAACAAGCACGGAAUCCAGUGGCACAGCUUUUGGAUUCAGGGAACCUUGUGGUAAGAGAUGAGAGUGAAACAAACUCAGAAUCCUAUCUGUGGCAAAGCUUUGACUACCCUUCGGAUACAAUAUUGCCAGGGAUGAAGUUGGGACGGAACCUCAGAACUGGUAUGGAAUGGAGAAUGACAGCUUGGAAGAGUCCUAAUGAUCCAUCCCCAGGAAUCUUUUAUUGGGGUCUAUUGCUUUAUAAUUAUCCUGAGUAUUAUCUGAUGAAGGGAACAGAAAAGUUUGUCAGAAUUGGACCAUGGAAUGGCCUACAUUUCAGUGGUAUACCAGAUCAAAAGCCUAACUCCAUUUAUGAUUACAACUACAUAUCCAACAACGAUGAGAUAUACUACACUUUCAGCCUCAAGAAUGAGGCAGUGAUCUCAAGAUUGGUAAUGAAUCAAACCAGUUCUAUGAGUUUUCGGUACGUAUGGAUGGAAGAUGGACAAUAUUGGAAGUUCUAUAAAUCACUGCCAAAGGACAACUGUGACUUUUAUGGAAUCUGUGGAGUCUAUGGCACUUGCACCAUCACAGGCUCUCAAAUAUGUCAAUGUUUAUCAGGGUUCAGUCCCAAGUCAGCACAAGCAUGGAACUCAUCUGACUGGUCUGAUGGAUGUGUUCGGAAUAAGCCAUUAAACUGCACUGAGAAAGGCAAGCAUGGGUUUGUGACAGUGAAAGGUGUGAAAGUGCCAGAUACUACAAAUACUUGGGUAGAUGAGACAAUAAGUCUAGAAGAAUGCAGACGGAAUUGCUUAAAUAAUUGUUCUUGUAUGGCCUAUACUCAUUCAAACAUAAGUGGUGAAGGAAGUGGUUGUGUCAUGUGGUACGGUGAUCUAAUUGAUAUUAGGCAGUUUGACAAUGAUGGACAGGAUCUACAUAUUCGAAUGCAUGCUUCAGAAAUAGGCCAACAAGAAGAGAACAAGAAACUCAUAAUAUUAGUUACUUCCACCAUUGUUAUCUUUUUGGGAUUGAUUUUCAUUGGUUGCUAUCGAGUCUACAUUGUCCGGCACAGCAUAACCGAGUAUUCAGACACUAUACAUUAUCAAAAUAGCGAAGGUAGUGAAGAUGAUCUUGAUCUCCCAUCACUUGACCUUUCAACAAUAAUCAAUGCCACUAAUAACUUCUCAAUAGAAAACAAGAUUGGAGAAGGUGGUUUUGGACCAGUAUACAAGGGAAAAUUAGUUAGUGGACAAGAAAUUGCUGUGAAGAGGCUUUCAAGAAGCUCUGGACAAGGAAUGACAGAGUUCAAGAAUGAAGUGAAACUGAUAGCAAAACUUCAGCACCGAAAUCUUGUUAAGCUUCUAGCUUGUUGCGUUCAGGAAGAGGACAGAAUGCUAGUCUAUGAAUACAUGACUAACCGUAGUUUGGAUUGGAUGAUAUUUGAUGAUACUAAAAGCAAACUGCUAGAUUGGCCGAAGCGCUUCAACAUUAUCUGUGGAAUUGCCCGAGGUCUUCUUUAUCUUCAUCAAGAUUCUAGAUUGAGGAUAAUUCAUAGAGAUCUUAAAGCAAGUAAUGUUCUACUUGAUGACCAGAUAAAUCCAAAAAUAUCGGAUUUUGGUAUUGCAAGAAUUUUUGGAGGAGAUCAAACUGAAGGAAACACAAAGCGAGUAGUUGGAACUUAUGGCUACAUGGCACCAGAAUAUGCAGCAGAUGGUCUUUUUUCUGUAAAAUCUGAUGUUUUCAGUUUUGGUAUUUUGCUGCUGGAGAUUAUAAGUGGAAAGAGAAACAGAGGUUUCUAUCUUGAAAACCAAUAUCCUAACCUUGUAACACAUGCAUGGAGUCUAUGGAAAGAGGGUAGGGCUAUAGAGAUGGUUGACUCAAGUAUAGAGGACUCAUGUGUUUUAUCAGAGGUUUUGCGUUGCAUCCACGUCAGUCUCUUAUGUGUCCAACAGCAUACAGAGGAUAGGCCUGUAAUGUCUGCUGUGGUGCUAAUGUUGGGGAGUGAAAGUGAAUUGGCUGAGCCAAAAGAACCUGGUUUCUUCAUAAAGAAUGAUCAAGCUGCAGCAACUUCUUUCUCAGGUCGAACUGUCUCAACGAAUGAAAUAACUAUCACAUUAUUAGAAGCUAGAUGAAAAGUCUCGAAAGAGAAACCAAAUUAUUGCAUUGCUCAUCACUAAAAAAUUAUUGAAGAAACUAAAAGGGUUUGUAAAGUGAGGUUUACAUCUACUUAUAUACUCUAAAUAGAAUAGACUUUAACAUGGUUCUGAUACCAAUGUUAAGAGGUGAAUUUUAAGUUUAGCUCAACCCCACAAAAUCAGCUUAUAAGAUGAGAUUUGUCACUUAUGUUUUUCAAGAUGAGAUUUUGACUCAUUUAUAUACUUUAAAUUUACCUUAUAUCUUGUGGACGUGAGACUUUUAACAAUUAUCAAUAAAAUAUCCCAUUUUAUUUAUCAAUAAAUAUUUGUCCAUUGGUGA
Vigna angularis (adzuki bean) is the source of this 2996-nucleotide messenger RNA. RefSeq names its product G-type lectin S-receptor-like serine/threonine-protein kinase At4g27290. NCBI's taxonomy places the organism in Eukaryota, Viridiplantae, Streptophyta, Magnoliopsida, Fabales, Fabaceae. The coding region runs from base 209 to 2653 and encodes 814 amino acids. The record is from RefSeq and is a predicted model, not a curated record. Gene Ontology annotation, molecular function: ATP binding; protein serine/threonine kinase activity. The transcript is spliced from 7 exons. Gene Ontology annotation, biological process: recognition of pollen; protein phosphorylation.